GCGCCAUCUAGGGAAGGGGAGUGUCAUUCAUAACAUGGCGUUUUGGAGGCUGAAGGUUUCGAACUGUGGACUAUUCCUAUCACAUUUUCCCCGUCGAAGCAGGACGAAGUCGAGGAAGUGCACCCAAUUGUGCCUGUGUGCUUUUUCGAAUGCGGCCUGGAACCACAAGUGCCGAAGUGCGGAAUGGAGCCUGCUGCCCUGGUACUGUUUGCCGGCGCGUGGGAUCCACAGCACGAGCCUCUCGGAACCCGUGGCAGGAGAGGUGACGGUGGUGUACAAGCAGGGUCUCCCCGAGAUCACGGUGCCGCUGCCAUCUCGGCGGCAGAAGUGCCGCUUCACGCUGCGUCCGCUGGGAAGUACCGUGAGCGACUUCAUGAACAGCGUCUGCCGCGAGGACAGGGGCGUCGACCACAUCAGCGUCUGCUCCCCGGACGGGGUCCGGAUUGCUUCCUCUUCGACCAUCGAAUCUCUGCUGAGGGAGAGUUUCUGUCUCACCCUCAACAACCAAGUGUACCUGGUGGAGCCGCCAUCUAUAGAACGGUUGACGACGGAAGAGGCGGAGACGCUGUCCGACCUGAAGGUGCUUGUGGCCAAGCUGUAUGAGAGCCUGACCGUGAGCGAGUUCCAGCUGGAGCAGGAGCGGAGGCUGCUCGACAGGCUUCACCUGAUCAAGGAGCAGAUCGCACCCCUCGAACAGAAGAAGCAGGAGCUGAUGUCUCUCUCUGGGCGCCGCACGACGCUGCUCUCGUGGCUGGGGCUGGGCCUGAUGGGCAUGCAGUUUGGUAUCCUGGCCCGCCUGACCUGGUGGGAGUACUCCUGGGACAUCAUGGAGCCGGUCACCUACUUUAUCACCUAUGGCACCACCAUGGCCAUGUAUGCCUACUUCGUUGUCACCAGGCAGGAUUACCAGCUCCCGGAUGUGAGGGACCGCCAGUUCCUCAUCUCGUUCUACAAGUAUGCCCGCCGGCAAGGCAUGGACGUGGGACGCUACAACCAGCUCCGAGACGAGAUGGCCCAGAUUGAGGAGGACCUUCAGCGCCUCAGGGACCCACUGCAGAAGCACCUGCCCGUGCGGGAGAUUGUCUCCCCACACCGAAAAGAUGUCGCCCAAGGGGAUGGGGGAAGCUAGCCGCUGCCCCUUCGCCCCCUUUCUUCAGUGUGGGGCCUUUCUCCUCUGCCUCCUCUUUUGUUCUGCUUUCCUGCGUUAGCACUUCCGCUUCUUGUUCCUCCUGACGGCCGAGCCAUCUGCAAGGUGCAGACUGGUUUGGAGCUGGGAGGAGAUGAUCCAAUGUUCCAUUUGCAACUGCUCCUCUUCCGGUGGUGUCAUCGACUGCAGUGUACCGAGAGAUGUUCCGAAUUGAGCAAAACUGCACAAAAGAACGGGGUUUACCAACAUGCAUUCUACCGCGGCGGUCUGAAGCCCACUUUGUAGUAGUACUUUGAGGAUGAGUGGUCAAGCACCAACUCUUGGUGGGCUCCAAGAAUGCUUAAUGCAGCUACUCUAGCAAAUGCUAAGACGUGAAGAGAGCUGGAGGGAUUUGUGGUAAAAUGACUCAAAAAGAAAUUGAUGAAGAAUAGGACAAUGCAAACAAAAGAGAUCAUUGUCAUGUUCUUUGUUGUGCUUGUUUCAACUCAUUUCAUUUGAUCUCGCGAGCUAAUGCUCGCUUGCAGCCCUGUUAUAGUGCUUAUCGGGCAAACCUGAGGCUUGCAAGAACGAUUGUAAGCUGGAAAGAAAUAACUCUUUGUGACAGCAACUGCAGUAGCAUAUGCUCACAUGAAUACGAAGACCCUUCAAAGGGUUGAAAGCACAUCGUGGUUGUCACCAUCUGUUGAGGAUGGAGAAUGAUGCAGCAAACAUUGUAGCCCCCUUAAUCUGAAAUCCGUAGGGUGGCUACGCAUGGUCAUCUGAUUUUCGUUUAGGUGUUUCGUGUGAGCGAGUGCUAACUUCUGUCCGAAAAGACAAAACGAAUUGUAUUGAUAGGUUGACAAAGUGUUGCAUAAAACCAGGCUUAGCCUUCCCUGGAGUUGCUCGAACAAAUGUCGUGGUCCGACGGUCUUCCUCGCUCGUUUGUAACAGGUUCUGCGUGGUUAUUGAAAUUUUAUACGUUAUGAUGCCAGUGGAAAAUAAGAAAGUUCAGGCAUUGCACAUCUUACGGACGAUGGUGUUUCAAAGUGCCGCGGAGGAUCAGCAUGUGGUGUACACAGAAAAGUGUGCUUUCUAAAGUAUUGAUGCUGACGUUAUUUGGCAGUGUUACUGUUUUUAUUACUGCAAAAUAUUUACCACUUGUUGGAAACUUGCGCAGAGAAUUAACACUGCUCUAUGUGCAUUUAAUUUGUAUGCUGUUGUUCUUGGGCUAUAAUUGGAUUUCUUGUUUAUUUAUUAUACUCUUCAAACCUUGCGUCAAGAAUUUGUGGGUGUCUAUUCUAAUUUUUCUCUUUUUGUGACUGUCUUAUUGCCUACCUUCAGAGAUCAUCUUUGUCGCUUUUUUUUGUUUGUUUUUAUCACCCCUGCUCGGUAGAAGGCAUAACAAAUUCAGAUGCUCAAGAUGAACCUAGAACAUUGAUCCCUAAUUGGUGAAAUUUGCCACAAACUUCAUUUUGCUAUCUUCCAAUUGACCACAACAUUAUGUAUUUGUCCAUACACUUCCUUACUGUGCCUAAAAAGUGUGUGCCGAUAGGACGUUGCACAUUUGCGAAAAGAAAUUGGUCUUGCGAGAAGGCCUCUUUUUUAAGGGUCAUGGUGUAUCCCAUUAACACACAAGUUUUUUCAUCAUUAGGGCAUAUUGAAAAUGAUCUUUGCAGCUUAAUAUUUCAUAAAUGUUCUGUUAUGCGUCUGGGUAUAAGUGAAGAUCAAUGGGAAAGAUGUGAGAAGGGAAUUAGAGAUCUGGAGUGUUCUCUGUUCAUGAUCGGUUUUGAGCCUGUACUUAACCACUCGUCUGAGCGGGAGGGAUUGUAAGAUGUGAGUGAUAUGCACCAUGCCAAAAGACGAGUUUUGUCUUUCGAGCUGAAGUUUGCUCAUUUUGUUGAAAUGUUUGCUGCCAAGUUCUAUGAGAAACGCUUAACCUCUGCGAUGUCGGCAGAGGUCCUUGCCCGGACACUCCUAUCGGAGAAAUGUUUCUAAGUGUUUGUUGCGAUAGCGACUAGCUUAAUUUUCCAAUUACACUCCGUUUUCCUACCAAGAAUUCAAGAGAUUGUUUGAAAUUCAAUUAUGAGGAAAUGGUGCUUCUGCUGGUUGCAACUGUUUUUGCACCAUUUGGUUCCUACAUCUGAAUGCAUUCACUCCUUCAAACUGAAGGCACCUCAUCCAUCUUUCCAUCUGCUUUGAGUGCCAACAAGACAAUGUGUAAACUUGUCUUUAGAGGUAGUUUUCUUGCAUGACCCUCCUAAUUCUGUUGUUCACUUUACACAAGCACUCUAGCUUGUUUCCACACCAAAGCCGUACACAGCUAUACUUCAACUUAUCAACUAAUGCUGCAGAGUUUUCUUGUUCCAAUGGGAGAGUAAGCUCGAUUCCUAUGCUGUAUCUAGGAAAAAUACGUGGGGUAUUCCUAGUCAAUGAAAAGCCCACCCCUCCAUAUAUUCUACUUAUGAAUUAAAUUUCCAGACUCUAAUGUUGUUAAAUAUAGGAAACCGCAUUCGGUUUCACCAGUAUGAUAUCUCAGAAUGAUACUCCGAAGAAAACACUUUAGGCAAGCGCUCGGUGCAGUAGAGCUGGACAUACUUCGAGUAUACUUUAAUACUGAAACUUACAGAGCGUGAUUGUACUACAUCUGACAAGUCGGGUUUUCCUUAAGGCGAACGCUGCCAAGGGUGAAAAGGGUGCUUCCCUUUUCUCGAUUGCUGCGGGGAAAUGAGCCGCAUUCAAGUAUUUCUCGGUUUUGUGCCCACUGGCCGCUUAUCUACCCUCUCCCCUCAAGUUGAACACUUGUGGGAUGAAGUAUGAAUUCACGGCUGCUCUUGCAAGUAUCGCCGGCUCUACUUUUAUGCUUAGGGGCCGUGCUGCCUCAGCUUGUCGGAUGUCUGAACUGACAUUUUGUUUAAAAAGCACGUGUUGAUGUAAACGUUUUACUGGAAGGAACAUCAGUUGUCGCUUUUGUUGACCAUUACAUGUUGUGGCAUUAGCACUUCGUUGUUUUUGUUGUGUUGGAGCUCACUUCCUCGAGGUACUUUUGCCUGUAAACGACGUACAGUGUACUUAAGUGGGCAAGGGUUGACUUUGGGAACUUUUUGGCGGGAGCGUACUUUCUGAAAACUUGCACGUCGACUUCUACUUUGUCCACAACUGCACUUUUUCCCGUCCCCUUUCCGAGCACUUACCGUAUCCAUCCGCGUCUGCCGACCUCCCAGCGCCUACCUCCCGACCAGAAUAGAUCUGCUGUGCAGACAGCGAAUUAACUUAAUCUAGCAAGCUGAACAAACAGGUCCAGAUAGGAAAGAAUUACAUUUUGUAGGGGAAACAAAUAUAAAGUACCUCUCCUUCACUAGGCUUACUGCAUGCACCAGCAAUUUCGGUGAUGCGGCUAUAGGGUGUUCAUUUUUACUUAUAUAAAGUAUAUACACAGAGCUCUAAUUCAUAUACAAGUCUAUAGACCUUACGGUGAGAGUUUGAAGUUCAUUGUGCAGAACAACUUGGCGAGAUACUUUUUUUAUGGAUGCAAGGGGCGUGACCGCUACAUGAGAGGCAUGAAUCGGCCGUUCAUGAGAGAGCAGUGCAAGUUCACACCAAUGUACUUUUGAUGAUGCGUCUACUACCUCCAAUUUAGCGAAUUUUUGUUGCACAUGUGAAACACGUUUUCUUACGUAGGAAGGCGGCGUGGUAGGCAUGGCAUGAACACCAGGGUUGAAGGUAUCCUGCAUUUCCUCGCCUUCUGCAUCUAACUGGUGGUGGUGUGGACUGUGUUGUUUUGAAGUUUACUGUCAAUCUCAGUUUGUGCGAGUGAGCUUUUCGAAACAAUAAUUAAUAUUUCGUUUACCAUAUGAUUAUAUCUGAGGUUCAAGACCUCCUGAAAGGCCGUCAUACGCUCUUGUUUUUUUGUAGUUCGAUACCCUAUUCAAAAGAACAGCCUGGUGUGUGAAGUCACUCCGACGUUCAUUGAACCGCCGAUAUCUGCAAUUCGAUGCACUCGUGGGCGGUCUUAGAGCGCACUCUGUAUAUAGCCUUGCGCCGAGUUCUCCGGGCUUUGCCAUGAACUUGAAACCUUCCGUUACACAUUCAAAGCAAGCCUGGUUCUCAUCAGCUGAACUGUUUAAAGCCUGCAGAGCUUUGCAGCUGACGUGUCUGAGCUGCACAUUUCCCCCCUGUUUUUCAGACUUUUUUUCCGUUAAAAGCUUGUUAGAAACAGAAGAAUGGGCUUGUGAACUUUUCGAGACGGGACGAUAAUGAUAACCCUCCAGUGCAUUUUUCCUUAACCAUUUUUCUAAACACAAAGAAGAAUAAAGAAUGACAAUAAAAA
Messenger RNA from Ixodes scapularis (black-legged tick), 5453 nucleotides. It is a transcript of the gene MCU, whose product is annotated as calcium uniporter protein, mitochondrial. Gene Ontology annotation, cellular component: uniplex complex; mitochondrial inner membrane. The transcript has 8 exons. NCBI's taxonomy places the organism in Eukaryota, Metazoa, Arthropoda, Arachnida, Ixodida, Ixodidae. Gene Ontology annotation, biological process: calcium import into the mitochondrion; mitochondrial calcium ion homeostasis. The record is from RefSeq and is a predicted model, not a curated record. Bases 35 to 1129 code for a protein of 364 amino acids. Gene Ontology annotation, molecular function: calcium channel activity; uniporter activity.